AUGUCGAAAAUCACAGUCGCCGGAGUGCGUAACAACGUCAGCGAACUGCUUGACUACUCUCUCAACACCAAGAAGAGGAACUUCCUCGAGACCGUCGAACUCCAGAUCGGCCUCAAGAACUAUGAUCCUCAGCGUGACAAGCGUUUCUCUGGCACCAUCAAGCUGCCUGCCAUCCCUCGCCCUAACAUGAGCAUCUGCAUCUUGGGUGACCAGCACGAUCUUGAUCGUGCUAAGCACGGUGGUGUCGACGCUAUGUCUGCUGACGACUUGAAGAAGCUCAACAAGAACAAGAAGCUUAUCAAGAAGCUCGCUCGCAAGUACGAUGCUUUCGUUGCUUCUGAGGCUUUGAUCAAGCAGAUUCCUCGUCUCUUGGGUCCUGGUCUGUCCAAGGCUGGUAAAUUCCCUACCCCUGUCUCCCACGCCGAUGAUCUCACUGGCAAGAUCAACGAAGUCAAGUCUACGAUCAAGUUCCAGCUCAAGAAGGUUCUCUGCAUGGGUGUCGCCGUCGGAAACGUUGGCAUGACCCAGGAUGAGCUAGUCGGCAACAUCAUGUUGGCUAUCAACUACCUUGUUUCGUUGCUGAAGAAGGGCUGGCAGAACGUCGGUAGCUUGACCAUCAAGGCUACCAUGUCUCCCCCUAAGCGCCUUUACUAG
This is a messenger RNA of Daldinia childiae, 654 nucleotides long. Its product is annotated as 60S ribosomal protein L10a. Lineage: Eukaryota; Fungi; Ascomycota; Sordariomycetes; Xylariales; Hypoxylaceae. The record is from RefSeq and is a predicted model, not a curated record. Gene Ontology annotation, cellular component: large ribosomal subunit. The transcript is spliced from 4 exons. Gene Ontology annotation, molecular function: RNA binding; structural constituent of ribosome. Bases 1 to 654 code for a protein of 217 amino acids. Gene Ontology annotation, biological process: translation.